Molecule: messenger RNA, 1118 nt
Organism: Capsella rubella
Lineage: Eukaryota; Viridiplantae; Streptophyta; Magnoliopsida; Brassicales; Brassicaceae
Product: probable aquaporin NIP4-2
Exons: 5
Coding region: 1-855 (284 amino acids)
Biological process (GO): transmembrane transport
Cellular component (GO): membrane
Molecular function (GO): channel activity
Source: RefSeq, a predicted model, not a curated record
AUGUCUUCCCAUUGUGAAGAAACAGAAGAAGAACAAAUAUCAAGAAUUGAGAAAGGCAAUGGCACAGAUUGCCAUGGAGGAAUCGAGACGGUCAUAUGUACUUCUCCUAGCAUUGUUUGUCUUACCCAAAAGUUGAUAGCAGAGAUGAUUGGGACAUAUUUCAUAAUAUUCUCUGGAUGUGGAGUGGUGGUAGUGAAUGUUUUGUACGGUGGAACGGUAACGUUUCCGGGGAUAUGUGUGACUUGGGGUCUCAUUGUUAUGGUCAUGAUUUACUCUACCGGUCACAUUUCCGGUGCACAUUUUAACCCGGCCGUCACCGUCACUUUCGCUGUUUUCCGACGAUUUCCUUGGUAUCAGGUACCAAUGUAUAUAGGUGCACAACUUACUGGAUCGUUACUAGCAAGUUUGACAUUAAGACUAAUGUUCACAUUGACACCCAAAGCAUUCUUUGGGACAACUCCGACUGAUUCAUCGGGGCAAGCACUCGUUGCCGAGAUCAUUAUCUCAUUUCUCCUCAUGUUUGUUAUCUCCGGCGUUGCCACGGAUAGUCGUGCGACCGGAGAACUAGCUGGAAUUGCCGUGGGAAUGACUAUAAUCUUGAACGUCUUUGUAGCCGGACCUAUAUCGGGAGCGUCCAUGAAUCCAGCGAGAAGCUUAGGACCAGCAAUAGUGAUGGGAAGGUAUAAAGGCAUUUGGAUUUACAUUGUUGGUCCCUUCGUCGGAGUUUUCGCCGGAGGUUUCGUUUACAACUUUAUGAGAUUCACGAAUAAGCCACUCCGGGAACUCACUAAGAGCGCUUCGUUUCUUCGUAGCGUUGCUCCUAAAGACAAUGAUUCUAACUCUACUAGGAGCUAAUUCUAACUCUACUAGGAGCUAAUAAUCUUUGUUUGAUCUUAUUUGUAUGCAUUCCUAAAAUUCUUUGAUUAACUUAAGUUUUAGUUGGAUUGAGUCGAAAUGUUUGUACAAUGUGUGAAUCCUUAAAGAACAGCAUAAAAACACAACAUCAGCUACUUACUUAUUCACCACAACAAUAUCAUUACCUUAUUCUUUUGGAAACAAGAAUCUGAUCCUUAUUUACCUCCAAAGAAUGUCCCGGCUAAGAGACACCAACUGGAAAA